Molecule: messenger RNA, 1767 nt
Organism: Liolophura sinensis
Lineage: Eukaryota; Metazoa; Mollusca; Polyplacophora; Chitonida; Chitonidae
Exons: 6
Coding region: 38-1324 (428 amino acids)
Source: RefSeq, a predicted model, not a curated record
GACUUGUGCUAUGAAGACGAUCAAAUAGAGUGAUAAAAUGGGUGCUGGAGCCAGUAGUUCUGUAAAAAAUAUUCAGAUCCAGAGUUCAAACCGCAAUAACGAUACAGAAAUAAAGGGAAAGUCCAUAGAAAGGCAAAAGGUUCAAAGACCUUUAUCUCCAUGCACUGAGGACUGUGAUAAAACAAAGAAUGGUGAUGCAGCAGAACAAAAACAGAUGCUGGCAGAUCUUAAGAAACAGUUAGCAGCCACAGAAAGUGAGAAGCUUGACUUACUGGACCGUAUCCACUUACUAGAAGGUCAGAUAGAGUACCUUAACACGCAGCACCAGCUGGCCAGCCAGAAGAGCAAUUGUGAAGAAACGUUACAUGCCAAAGAUCAGUACAUCAGGCAGUUAGAGCAUGAAACAGCUUCUGGUCACGAAGAGCUCACUAAGCUGCGAGUCAAGCAUAAGAAAAAGGUCAGAUUUCUAUCAAUGCGAUUAGCAGAGGCAAAACAAGAAACUUCUAUACAUUUGCUUGAGUUGAAGGAUGUCAUUAAUCGCUUAACAGAAGAGAAUUCAAGUCUUCAUGAAAAGCUGCAUAAAUGUGGAACACAAGGAGCGAAAUCUCAUUUUGCUGAGUCUAACUCCCAGGAGGACGGACGUUCUAAGUUAGUACUGGAACUGUCACAAGAGCUGAAUGAACAAAGUGACAGGAUUGAGGAGUUGGAGAAGAUGCUGUGCGAGCGAGACCAAGCUAUCAAAACUUUGCAAAAAUCAUCCAAGAACAAAGCUGACCACAUUAAUUGUGUCAACCAGAAGGAAAAGGAAGAUGUUGACAUGACAGAACUGAAAUCACUAAUGGCAGAAAUGAAAAUUGUUCAGAGGCAAAACAAAGGGAAAAGACAGAAUGGUACAGGUAAACCUAGUUCUGAGAUGAAGGAUAAAGGUCGAGGAUCGUCUGGUCAGAGCCGAGACUCAGGGCUAGGGUCACCAGGUGAAUCUCACGACCACUCAGAAUACAGGAAAGACAGACCAAUAUCAUCUAGCAGCACAGUCUCAGGCCUGUCUGUUGGUCUGGCUGAUUCAGAUAGUUGUCUGCAGUUGGAACAGGAGAAGGUGUGUAGUGCCCCUGCGAGCCACAUCCAGGGCAAACCCCCACCCUCAAGCAGGAUGAAACCUCUACAUAUGGACAACUGGAACAGUGAUACUGAACCAAAGACCAACUCACUGACAGCCAAGCGGAAGAAAAAGUUUGCUCUGAAACAAAGGAUGGAUAUUGUUGAUGUUGAUGACAAACCAGGGACAAAACUGAACACUUUUAUUGACAGUGACUGUGAUAUGUAAUCUGAUCUCUUACUGGAGAGUUUUCGUCAGGAUCAGGUGUUUAAUGUGUACACCGGUCGCUCACUUGCCUGCCAUGCUCCAGCGAUGGGUAGUAUUCCUUCCUAAAUCCAACAGUUAUGCACCAUACAGUAGGCGAGAGGUACUGAUAUUCCUGGAGAUGGUACAAAUUCUGUAUGGCCUUGGUGGUCAAGUGUAAGAAAGGGACUUAUUGGUUUAUGUAUGCUACCCAGUGUUCUUGAAACCUAAAACCAGCAGUUUUUUUUUCUCCAGAUGAGGCCACGAAACUGACAUUGAUGGUAAAAGUAAUGUAAUCUCAAGUGCUGGACCACACAAAUGGGAUCAAUCAAGUCAAUAUUAUGCAAGUAAUUUAAGAUGCAGUUUUCUAUGUUUUUGGGCUCUUAGAGAAACUGACAUGUUUAAAUAAACCACAGUACCUAUCAGGA